Molecule: messenger RNA, 931 nt
Organism: Lucilia sericata (common green bottle fly)
Lineage: Eukaryota; Metazoa; Arthropoda; Insecta; Diptera; Calliphoridae
Exons: 2
Coding region: 156-770 (204 amino acids)
Source: RefSeq, a predicted model, not a curated record
AUGAAGCGAUUGUGAAAUUAGUCUUCAAAUGAAUUUCGAGUUAAAAAGUGUUAGACACAGUUUUUCUGUGAAUAAUAAACAAAAUCCAAUUGUAAUUAUUUUUAAUCUGCAAGUAAUCCUGUAAAAUAAUAUUACAAAAAAUACUUAGAGAGAAAAUGUGCCACACUGAAAGAAUAAAAAUUUUCAAAAUAUUAAUACUGUGGUCCUCGAUAAUAUCUUUCAUUAAUUGUGUACCCCAGGAGACCACUACAGUAAAGCCAGGACGUUAUGUUCCCGAAUUGUAUGGCGCACAUUUGGGCAAAUAUAUACCCGAUGAUAGUGGCAAAUAUUUUCACAUACAUCGUCCCUAUGAUGGUGGUUAUGGUGAUCGUGGAAUUAAAUAUGUGCACGAUGCCAGUGGCAAUUUAGUGCCAUUGUCUACGAGACCAUUGGGUCCGAAGGACCAUUUACGUUUUAUGAUUGACUUUAAUUACGACAAUAGCGGUUGGCAAAUAAUUAAUUUUGAAUGGUUGCGCGAUGGCGAUGAAAAUUACAAAUACAAAUUUGUUAAUGAAAAUCAAUUAUUUAAUGGAAAUGGAGAUACUGGAGAAGAGGCAAGUGAGCCAAAUAAUAACGAAAGUGAUGUUCAUAUCGAUGGAGAAUACAAUGAAAAUAAUGGUUAUAAUUAUUCUUACAAUAAUGGAGGAUCGAAUAAGAAUUCCAAAAAUCUACAACAAGCCAUUCGUGAAGUUAUCUUUUACAUAGAAAAUAAUAUUUUACCAACUUUAUAAGAAGAACAUAAUGGUAGUAUUUAGCCAUAAAAUACCUAUACAAUAUUUCAUUAAUUAUUUUCGUCAUUUCAUAAAUUUAAGAAUUUUGUUAAACUUUAAGCAAUGUAUAGAUAUUUGAUUUUUAUAAUUGUUAAUUUAACUAUACAAAUUUAUUAAAUAAA